GGGGGGGGGAUCGAGCAAGCAAGAGCGAGCACGCACGCCCUCUCUGGAACCCAGACCCCGACCACACCACCCAUUCGUCUCAACUCCGACCCCUCAAGCUCACGGGCGCAGAGUUUCCAGAAGCAUCGCCCGCGGCGAUCGGGCGGCGACGCGGGAGGACGGCGGCGGUGGCGGCGACGGUUGGCUGGAGAUGGACGCGGCGGGGAAGCUUCGGUGGCCUUUGGCGGACGGCAGCAUCACCGAUCUCCUCGACACCCGCAGCCUCCACGGCUCCCCCGACAUUAAGAAGAAAGUACAAUUCCAUUCUUCACUAGUGCAAAAGCUUGCAUUGGAAAAGGAGAUGGAGGGUCACGUAGGUUGCGUGAAUGCUAUUGCGUGGAAUUCAAAUGGUUCACUUCUCAUAUCAGGAUCAGAUGACACCAGGAUUAACAUCUGGAGUUAUAAUAAUCGAGAGCUGUUGCAUGAUAUUGACACUGGACAUUCUGCAAAUAUCUUUUGCACAAAAUUUGUUCCGGAAAGAUGCGAUGAUGUAGUAGUCUCUGGAGCAGGAGAUGCGGAGGUUCGUGUUUUCAAUUUGUCUCGUUUAAGUGGCAGAAAGCCUAGAGAAAUUUCGAUGGAACCAGCAGCAGUUUACCAGUGUCACUCAAGUAGGGUCAAGAAACUAGCUGUUGAAAUUGGGAACCCUAAUGUUGUGUGGAGCGCAAGCGAGGAUGGUACUCUGAGACAGCACGAUUUUCGGGAGUGUAGUUCCUGUCCUCGUGCAGGAUCUGCUAAUCAGGAAUGCCGUAAUGUGCUUCUUGAUCUACGUUGUGGAGCAAAGAAGUCUUUAUCUGAUCUACCCAGACAACCAUUGGCACUGAAGUCUUGUGAUAUUAGCUCUGUUCGUCCCCAUCAAAUUGUUGUUGGGGGGAGUGAUGCAUUUGCCCGGCUGUACGAUAGGAGAAUGCUUCCACCAUUGAGUUCAUGUCAAACAAAAAGGAAGCCUCCGCCAUGCAUUAAAAUGUUCUGCCCACUGCAUCUUGCUGAUAGUAAGAAGACAUAUUUGCAUCUUACACAUGUUGCAUUCAGCCCAAAUGGGAAAGAGGUGCUUUCGAGCUACAGUAGUGAACAUGUUUAUCUAUUUGAUAUUGACCCAGAUAAUCUGAGUUCAGUGAGAUACACAGCGGAUUAUGUGCAGGAGCAAUUAUGUUUACCCCCUUUUCACAAAGAGCCAGCAAAACAACAUACAAAACAAAAGAAAUUUUCAGUAAACACAACUUCAAGAAUUUUGUGUAGGGUAGAUAUGUGCAAGAAAUUUGUGGAAGUUGCGACAAAAUGUCUGGAGAUAGGCACUAACUUAAUGCAUGGGAUUGGAGCAUGCAGUGAAGUACUUGAAUCGAUAGGAGCUGAUGUUGACGAUGACAUGAGGCAUGAUUGCUUGUGUACUCGAGCAGGAUUGUACCUAAAGAGGAAGUGGAAAAAUGAUGUUUACAUGGCUAUUCGGGAUUGCAACAGAGCUCGGUGUAUUGAUCCCACAUCUUUUCAAGCUCACUUAUACAUGUCAGAGGCCCUAUUUCAGUUAGGAAGGCUGAAGGAGGCAUCUGAGUACGCAGAAGCGGCUAAUAGUCUUCUUCCACCUUAUUCUCAGUCAAGGGAGCACGUGGAAAAUAUAAAGGAGCACAUUGCUUCAGCUGCAAAAGAGAAAAGUAAAACUGGUCAGGAUGGGAAUGCUAAAGCUGGAAACGGAAAAUUACACUCAUUAAGUGAUCUAUUGUUUAGAUCCGAUGCUAGUGGUUCAUCAUCACAGGAGGGACGAGAAGAUUCAGAUUAUGAUGAUGAAAUGGAGUUAGACUAUGAGACAUCAGUGUCGGGUGACGAAAGCCGUGAGAAUGAUCAAGGUGUCUUCCGGGGUAGUUUAAGUUUCAGAUUUCGUCAAAGAGAUUAUCAAACUAAUGAACACACUGGUGAAAAUGGAUUGAUUGAGUCCGCUCAUAAUGAUGAUUCCACCUUUCAGUCGGAAGUUGCCAUCGAUAUGAAACAAAGAUAUGUUGCACACUGCAAUGUGGGGACAGAUAUAAAACAAGCUAGCUUUCUUGGUGAGCAAGGAGAGUUUAUUGCCAGCGGAAGUGAUGAUGGUAGGUGGUUCAUAUGGGAGAAGAGAACAGGAAGGCUUGUUAAAAUGCUUGCAGGGGAUGGAGCUGUUGUGAACUGCAUACAGUCUCAUCCCUUCGAUUGUGCUGUUGCAACAAGUGGAAUUGAUAAUACGAUAAAGCUAUGGACACCCGAUGCAAAUGCUACAUCCAUGGUUGCUGGACCAGAACUUGAUGAAUUGUGUGCCAUAGAGAAUAAUCAGCAGAAGUUAUGCCGGAACCGUCAAAUUUUGUUGCCUUUUGAGGUUUUGGAACAAUUUCGGAUGCAUGAAUUUGCUGAAGGUUUUGAGUGCGCUCAGAGUUGAUGUACUACUGCUGGAGUUGCCAAGCUUUCCAUAAAAGGGUAAUACCUGGAAGAACGGUUUCAUCCAAGGUAAAAAGCAGCCCAUUUUUCGAUGAGUGAAAUUGCAAGGCCUUGUUGCACUCGCAGAUCAUGUUGGCGCACCUGCUUAGCUAAGCAGGUGUGCUGGUGCUGAAAUGUUACUUGAGAUGUCAAUAAACAGUGCAAUGAUGUUGGUUUGGGGGUAUAAUGAUUCAUUUCUGUACUGCAGUGUGGAUUCAUUCCCUUGUACAGAUUGUAGAUAGGUGAAACCCUGUAAUAAGUGAAAGUAGCUGAUGUGUGCAUGUGCUGUAGUAUUCUUUUCUCUAUGUGCCGCCUUUAGGCGAUGCUAUUUUGUGUUUGCCGGUUGAGAUAUUUGCGUCCUGUAUGUUCAUAAUACCCUUGAGUUGUGCUUGGGCGUGUAGAAGCUGUAAUGUUGUAUACUUGUAUGGUACCACUACCGCUUUGAUAUAUUUGUAUACAGCCAGCCAUACAGGUAAAGGUGGUUGUAGCGUUUCA
Messenger RNA from Phragmites australis (common reed), 2967 nucleotides. RefSeq names its product protein ALTERED SEED GERMINATION 2-like. The record is from RefSeq and is a predicted model, not a curated record. Gene Ontology annotation, biological process: negative regulation of fatty acid biosynthetic process. Gene Ontology annotation, molecular function: protein binding. The coding region runs from base 191 to 2434 and encodes 747 amino acids. The transcript is spliced from 20 exons. Lineage: Eukaryota; Viridiplantae; Streptophyta; Magnoliopsida; Poales; Poaceae. Gene Ontology annotation, cellular component: cytoplasm; Cul4-RING E3 ubiquitin ligase complex.